CCUCGGCCUUCCUCUGGCUGGACGACGACGCUGUAUUGAACCACUGGGCUAUUGCUGAUUCCCCUCCGGAUAAGGUAGCCUCGGCCUUCCUCUGGCUGGACGACGACGCUGUAUUGAACCACUGGGCUAUUGCUGAUUCCCGUCCGGAUAAGGUAGCCUCGGCCUUCCUCUGGCUGGACGACGACGCUGUAUUGAACCACUGGGCUAUUGCUGAUUCCCCUCCGGAUAAGGUAGCCUCGGCCUUCCUUUGGCUGGACGACGACGCUGUAUUGAACCACUGGGCUAUUGCUGAUUCCCCUCCGGAUAAGGUAGGUACUCUGAUACUAGUCACGCUAAGGAGCGGCUAUGCUGUGAUACCAAACUCCCCUUCUUAG
Closterium sp. Yama58-4 is the source of this 374-nucleotide messenger RNA. Lineage: Eukaryota; Viridiplantae; Streptophyta; Zygnematophyceae; Desmidiales; Closteriaceae. The record is from the annotation of a GenBank genome assembly.